AUGGUUGUAAUCAGGAAGAAUAUAGUAUUGGCGAUGUUCACCGUCAUCUUCUUGAUUGGAUCAAUCACUAUUCUUAGUUUCGAUACCAAAAGACCGACAGAGCCACCAAAGAUAUCUAUUAAGUGGCAGAAUGUAUUAGUCAGUAACAUAACAAAGAAGGUUAGAGAUAAGGAUACAUUUACAACAAAGAAUACUCAACAUCAACAACAUAUUCCUGGUGGCGACGUGGAGACACCACUGGGUACAUCUACUAUUACGAUAGCGGCUGCACAGACAUUGGGAUUGGAUGAUGCUGCAAACAAUGGAGUGCCAAUGAUCGAGGAUAAGAAUAAGGAGGGAGGCGGUGGCGUCGGCGAGGAAGUGAACAAGGGCGACGAACAGCAACAACAUACGACCAACAAUUACAAAUUCAAUCCAUUCGAUAGGACGAGACAGUCGUACGAAGAGAAUCGCGAUAAGAAUAUCGAGCGCGCCAAUGCAGUCAGGAGCGCGAUGAAGUUUGCCUGGGACAAGUACGUCCAGUUUGCCAUGGGCUGGGACGAGCUGACUCCUCUAUCAAGGAAAGGCAAGAACUGGUUCCAUCUCGGACUCUCCAUCGUCGAUGGCAUGGACACACUCUACUUCAUGGGUCUGGAAAAGGAGUUUGAGGUUGCUCGCGAAUGGAUUGCCACAAAGCUUGAUCACAGGAUCGAUACUGGCGAAGGAUUGUCUGUGUUUGAAGUAACAAUCAGAAUGCUUGGAGGAUACUUGGCGAUGUAUGAACAGACAAAGGAUAAGAUGUUCUUGGACAAGGCUGAGGAUAUUGGAAUCAUUCUGCUGCAAGCAUGGCCAGCGGGAGCAGCAUUCCCGAACACCUACAUCAACUUUGCCAAGGGCACGUCAAAGAUCGCACCCUGGACAGGCGGCUGCUUGAUCUUGGCUGAUGUCGGCACGCUCUUCAUCGAGUUCACACACCUGUCCAAGGUGACAGGCAACCCGAUCUAUAACGAGAAGGCGACUACGAUCCUGGAGCGUCUCGACUCGAUGAAUGGUAAGGUCGACGGCCUAUUCCCCAUCUAUCUCAACCAGAACUCGUUCUGCGUCGACACGCUCUCGAUGGGCUCGAUGGCCGACUCCUUCUACGAAUAUCUGCUCAAGAUGUGGAUGUACACUGAUGACAGCCAUCCCCAGCACGACAUGUACAAGAGGAUGUAUUUGGACUCGGUGGAGGGCAUGCGCAAGCACCUGUACGAGGUGUCAAAGAAGGGCGAGGGCUUCCUGUCCAUCAACAAGCAUGGAACAAAGACACACACAAUGGAGCAUUUGGCGUGCAUGUCAGGAGGCAUGUUCGCGCUGGGCGUCGCCGCCAACAUCUCUGGCGAUCCCGAGCUCAACGCCAUCCAUCUCGAGAUGGCCGAGAACAUCACUAACACAUGCGUGCAGACCUACUUCAACAGCAAGACGGGUCUGGGUGCCGAGACCACCUACUUUGACCCAGCGGACGGAUCACAUCAGAUCUACGGCCAUCUGGGCGAGGCCAAGUACAUCUUGCGUCCAGAGACCGUCGAGUCUCUGUUCUACCUAUGGCGUAUCACUGGCAACCCCAAGUAUCAAGACUGGGGAUGGACUAUAUUCCAAUCACUGGAGGAACACUGCAAGACACCCAAUGGAUACGUUGGUCUCAAGGAUGUUAACAAUCCAGCCAACAAGGAUGAUAUCCAACAAUCAUUCUUCUUAGCAGAGACUAUGAAGUACUUCUACUUGCUGUUUGCAGACUCUAGUGUAGUACCAUUGAGCGAAUAUGUAUUCAACACCGAAGCACAUCCCAUCCCCUACAAGAAGGUUUGGUAG
Messenger RNA from Acytostelium subglobosum LB1, 1830 nucleotides. RefSeq lists its product as hypothetical. Gene Ontology annotation, biological process: N-glycan processing; carbohydrate metabolic process. The coding region runs from base 1 to 1830 and encodes 609 amino acids. Gene Ontology annotation, molecular function: mannosyl-oligosaccharide 1,2-alpha-mannosidase activity; calcium ion binding. The transcript has 4 exons. The record is from RefSeq and is a predicted model, not a curated record. Lineage: Eukaryota; Evosea; Eumycetozoa; Acytosteliales; Acytosteliaceae. Gene Ontology annotation, cellular component: endoplasmic reticulum; Golgi membrane.